This is a messenger RNA of Diospyros lotus (date-plum), 1753 nucleotides long. RefSeq lists its product as uncharacterized. The coding region runs from base 515 to 1414 and encodes 299 amino acids. The transcript is spliced from 4 exons. The record is from RefSeq and is a predicted model, not a curated record. Gene Ontology annotation, molecular function: transferase activity; folic acid binding. NCBI's taxonomy places the organism in Eukaryota, Viridiplantae, Streptophyta, Magnoliopsida, Ericales, Ebenaceae.
GGCUGCAAACCCUUCUUCCUCUCUGGCUCUCUUUUUCUGUCUCGCCCUCGCUCUCUCUCGCCCUCGCUUUCGCUGCCUCGCCCUUGCCCUCGCGGUUGCGGCUCGCUGCUGCCAUCGCCCUAGCCCUCGCGGUCGCGGCUCGCCGUCGCCCUAGCCCUAGCCCUUGCCCACGCUCGCGGCUGGCUGCCUCGCCCUCGCCCCUGGCUUGCUCGCUCUCUCGCUCUCGCUUGCUCGCUCGCUCGCUCGCAGCUCGCCCGCUCGCUCGCUCGCAGCUCGCCCGCUCGCUCGCUCGCAGCUCGCCCGCUCGCUCGGUCAGUAGCUGGGGAGAAUUUUUUUUGGAUCCGACCCAAAUAGCUCACUUAAUUCACCUGCACGUAUCUCUCUCUCAAUAUCUCAAAAAGCUCUCAACUUCCGACGAACAGACAGUGUUCGGCCGUUUUUCGACAAGUCAAUAGCGACGGUUGCAAUGGGGUCUUGCGCCCCUCCCUGUUUAUGAAGGGUAAAGCAAGAAAGAAUGAGGAACGUGAUGCUUGGUUGUUGUAAGGUAUACAUAUCUGAGAGCCGAAACAAGGCUGCCCUCAAUUCAAUUGAACGAGCAGCUGUCCUAUUCCCGCAAGUUGCCAUUGUCAACCGUUUUGAAGAUGAGGCUUACAAUAGAGUUGGUUACACCCUUGUCUCCAAGUUGGCACCAAAGCCAUCCUCAAUUUUGUGUCCUCUGAAGAGUGUUGUGUUUGCCAUGGUUAAAACUGCUUUCGAUGCCAUUGACUUCAACUCGCACAGUGGAAGUCAUCCUCGACUUGGGGUUGUGGACCAUAUUUGUUUCCAUCCAUUAGGUUCUACUUCUUUGGACCAAAUGGCAGGGAUUGCGAGAUCUCUAGCUGCUGAUAUUGGCUCAACCAUGCAAGUGCCAACAUUCUUGUAUGGAUUUGCCCAUAAAGAGGGAAGAACACUCGAUUCAAUCAGGCGAGAGUUGGGGUAUUUUAAGCCUAAUUUGGGUGGAAACCACUGGGCUGGAGGGCCUAAAUCAGAGUUGUUGCCACUAAAGCCAGACGAGGGUCCAUCUUAUGCAGUUCAAGAAAAGGGCUUAGUAGUUAUUGGAGCAACCUUGUGGGUUGAUAACUAUAAUGUCCCGGUCUACUCUACUGACAUUGCUGCAGUUGGGAGAAUCGCAAGAAGGGUAAGUGGGAGAGGUAAGGGACUUCAAUCUGUGCAAGCCAUGGCGCUUGUUCAUGACCAAGAUGUAAUUGAAGUAGCUUGCAACUUGUUGGAUCCAAGUACAGUAGGAGGUGAUUUGGUUCAACUAGAAGUCGAGAGGAUUGCCAGGGAAGAAGGUUUGGUUGCAGGGAAGGGAUAUUAUACUGAUUUGUCACAAGAAAAGAUAAUUGAAAGUUAUUUGAAGUUGGAUCUUCACUAAGGAUUGAAAGAUUAGAGAAAUUGUUGUUCCAUGAAUAGGCGCUCCAAGUUAUUUACAGGGAAUUUCACAUAUUGCAGUCUAAGGUACUAUUUUUACAUUUAAUUCAUUGUUUUUGUGUUGGUAUGAUCUUGAGAAGUUGCAAUGUAGUGGGACAUUUGGAAAGUGUUUGGACUAUGUUAUAAUAUAUGGUCAUUCAUCUUGCAUAAUUUGUAGAUGAAAUAAUCUACAAAUUCAUUGCUUUUUCAUAGUCUAGAUGCUAUCUUAUAAGAAGCCAUAUGUAGCAAAACAAUCAAGCUAUUCCUUUUUGGGCGGGCUUUAGUAGCAAUGGUAAAAUUGCUC